Columba livia (rock pigeon) is the source of this 9220-nucleotide messenger RNA. It is a transcript of the gene GPATCH8, whose product is annotated as G-patch domain containing 8. Gene Ontology annotation, molecular function: nucleic acid binding. Bases 2287 to 6699 code for a protein of 1470 amino acids. The record is from RefSeq and is a predicted model, not a curated record. Gene Ontology annotation, cellular component: nucleus. The transcript has 9 exons. NCBI's taxonomy places the organism in Eukaryota, Metazoa, Chordata, Aves, Columbiformes, Columbidae.
GCGUGGCGCAUGCGUUGUGCGUGCUCCGUUCCAAACCACCGCGGAGCUCCGCGGGGGGCGGGCGGGAAGGCCUGGUGUGGCGGAGCCUUAACGGUGUGGCUGCCGGUACCUUCCGCCCUCCGCUCUCCCGGCUGUUGAGAGCGCCUCCGCGCCGUGCAUGUGACCUGCCCCGCCGCGCAUGCGCGGAGCUCCCCCCGGCGCGGCGGGGGCGGUGCUGAGGGGAGGCGGCCGGAGCGCGGGCUGAGCGGGGCCGAGCCGGGCCGGGCCGAGCGAGGCGGCGGCGGCGGCGGCGGCGGCGGCGCAAAAUGGCGGACAGGUUCUCCCGCUUCAACGAGGACAGGGACUUCCAGGGCAAUCACUUUGAUCAGUAUGAAGAAGGGCACCUGGAGAUAGAACAAGCAUCUCUCGACAAGCCCAUCGAAUCGCCCAGUUUUUAAAGCCAGGAUAAUAUUGGACACCGCUUACUGCAGAAACAUGGCUGGAAGCUGGGCCAGGGAUUGGGAAAAUCACUGCAGGCGUUAUGAUCCUGGACUUGUUGUGGUGAUGGUAAACUUAGCAGUGGUAAUUUUUUCUUUUCAGACUGAAUUACUCCUUUUGUCAUCAGUGCACCAAUAUGUUAGGCUUACUUUCUCUGUUGUAGCCAUCAUCCUUCUGCUUGGUCUUUCAUUUUCCUUUCCUUUUUCCUUUCUUUAUGCACACUUGUCUGAUCCUUGUUCAUUAAAGGGUAUCGCUAAGAAGGGAUGUUUCUGUUUGUGUUAGAACUGCCAAAAAUCAGUUUCAACAUCAAUUUCUAAUACUGUCCAACCUUGAUUUGUAUUAUUCCCCCCCCCACGAUGGGCACUAGCACUUGCUACUGCAAUUUCCAAAGAGAAUAAAACCCAAUAAAACUCCCAAACUUUGACUGCCUUAGAAGGCAAAAGUACUGAUGCAUUGUUUGUCCGCAGGGGUUUACCAGGGCAAUGAGGCAUCGAAAGAUCUCGAUUGCUGGAGAAACCAAACAAAAACCAAAUUAAAAAAGGAAAAAUGAAUAUAAAUUGUGGGCACUUGCUGCCAGCCAUUCCAUUUGGGUUCACCACUCACCAGUAAAUCCCUGGCGGAGACGUUCUCAAAGUGAAGUCAUUUUUAGAACCUGUCUUUAAUUUGGUCCUUUUGCUCAAAAUUGCAGUCACUGCUUACUUUAUUAUACCAUUGGGCGGAGGAGAAACGUUUUCCAACGUUGACAAUUCCAAACAACGAGCUCGAUUCCAAAUGUCCUUUGGGAUCGGCGCCACGCAGGAAUCUUUGGGCUCGGUGGAUUUACACCUGUCAAAUUUACGGGCGUGUAAACAAAACCAUAGAGCUGUUAAUUAAACGAACUCAUUUCUGUAAUAAAACCCACAUGCCUCUGUGCUUUAACAUUUCCAAAGACACAAAUCGGACCGGAAUAGGUUCCUUUUGAGGACUACGGGCCAUCGCUUUUGUAGGAGUUCGUGUUGAUAUUAAAUAAGAGCCAAGUUGACGCCUACGCGUGUUGCUUUUAAAGACAGUUUUCAAGCUUUUAACCUUAUGGCGAUGGAAUAAACACAUUUGGCACGAUGCAAACCUUUGAGCCCAAAGGUAUAAUAGAUGUGUAUGUGUGUAUAACAAAACAGUUGUUUACACCAACCCGAGAGCAAUAAUAAGGGAAGUAAACAUUCUGUUUUCUUACUCAAGGUGUGCACCGGACCAGGUAAGUACUAUUUCAAUGGGCUUACAUCACAACGACCAGCGCGAGUUGUGAUGUAAAAUACAAAUAAUAAUAAUAAUUUAAAAAAAAAAAAGCUGUGGUAGUAAAGUGCUUGUCUGCCCCAUUUUGCUUUGUUUGGCUGGUUAUGAGUGGAUUAAAGAUAUGUUAUUUAAAACCAAAACAAUCUCCAGCAUAGUUUUGAUUAGUUCAAAGUCAAUUUUCUUCGCAACUAGUCCUUUUCACAGCUUACGGGGGACGCGGCGGGCGCCGCAGGGGCUCGGCCACCCGGCCUGGACCAGCUUUGGAUGGAACGCAUUUGGAUUUUGUAACCCGGGGAGACCCUUUACAGGCAAAUCCUCCACAAUUAUUAACACGGUAGAGCAGUAAAAUAUAUUUAAUAGCUUUGUUGCAUCAGAAGAUGAGGAGGAUGUGUAGCAGCGAAGCUUCAUUCCUCAAGCCAACAACCCUACAACUUGUCCUGGUUGAACAUUAACAACAAAAAUACUUUAUGUGUUAAUGUUCAGUAAAUUCUCCAUCCCAGGGGGUGCAUUGAAGUGUUUUUGGAGCCGUAAGCUGUGAGAAUGGCUGGUGUUUGGUUCACUGUAGCUUUCUGGUCUCUGCACUCCAAGGCAAGAUCUCUAACCACCCAAACCCAAUGUGUCGAAGCGAGCGGUGGUGCCAGGCCGGCUGCUCAUGUCCCUCUGUGUGUUCCUCUUCCAGGCAGGACCGAUCCCAUCCCUAUCGUCGUCAAGUACGAUGUCAUGGGCAUGGGCCGCAUGGAGAUGGAGCUUGACUACGCCGAAGAUGCCACUGAGCGGAGGCGAGUACUGGAGGUGGAGAAAGAAGACACCGAGGAGCUGAGGCAGAAAUACAAGGAUUACGUCGAUAAAGAAAAGGCAAUUGCCAAAGCUUUGGAAGACCUGAGAGCAAACUUCUACUGUGAACUCUGUGACAAGCAGUAUCAAAAGCAUCAGGAGUUUGACAACCACAUCAACUCUUACGAUCACGCUCACAAGCAGAGGUUGAAGGAUCUCAAGCAAAGGGAAUUCGCUCGCAACGUCUCGUCAAGGUCGCGGAAGGAUGAAAGGAAGCAGGAGAAAGCGCUGCGGCGGCUGCACGAGCUGGCGGAGCAAAGGAGACAACCCGAAUGCGCUCCCGGGAGCGGCCCCAUGUUCAGAACCACCACGGUGGCCGUGGACGAGGAAGGUGGCGACGACGAUGAUUCUGCAGCUGGUGGCUCUUUCAUCCAGGUGACUUCCGGCCAAACGACCGAGACGCCGAUGGACAGAGGGUUCCUCAACACGGGCCAGGUCGGCGGCACCGUCAUCCCGGGCCAGACGCCCCUCCAGACAGCACAAGCCAUCAGCUUUGGCAUUAAGAGCACGUUGGGGACGCCGCUGCAAAAGAUUGGCGUGUCGUUUUCCUUCGCCAAGAAGACGCCGGUAAAGCUGGAGACCAUUGCUUCUGUUUUCAAGGACCACGGGGAAGAAUCAGGCUCUGCAGAUGGAGCAAAAGGUGAUGAAAGAGGGUCCUCGGACACAGGGAACCUGCAGAAAUCUGGCGAGGGCGAAAGCACAAAUAAUUCUGACGGUAAGGCAGAGGAAGACGACCAACACGACAAAGAUAGCGGGUCUCUAGCCACUACGUUAUCUAAAUUAAAAAAGAUGAAGCGAGAAGACGGACCAAUGGCGGUAGAACCGGAAUACUAUCACUAUAUCCCCCCAGCCCAUUGUAAAGUCAAACCCAAUUUUCAAUUCCUGCUUUUCAUGAAGUCUACCGAACAAAUGGAAGCUGAAAAUGUGAACAAAAAAAACACACAUGAAGUUAAAAAGGGUAAUUCUCCAAAACCCAAACCCGGCAAGCAGGCGGAAAAGGCCGUCGAGAGCGCGGGGCAGCAGAAGGAGCAGAGUGCCCCCGAAACCGCGGCUCAGCACAGCAAAACGGAGCUAAAAGAAGUCCCAGAAACUGCAAACAUUCAGGAGAGCAAACAGCAUCCAGAGAGCAGCCUCCCCGAGCCAGACGCCGCUAAAGAAAUCGCCCAGCCUGUCUCGGGCUGUAAAGAUGUCUCUGAAGGACCAAAGCAUCCAACUGGACCUUUUUUCCCCGUUUUGAGUAAAGAUGAGAGCACGACACUCCAGUGGCCUUCAGAGCUUCUCAUAUUUACCAAAGCGGAACCGUCUGUUUCAUACAGCUGCAACCCCCUGUAUUUUGAUUUCAAGCUCUCACGCAACAAAGAUGCUAAAGGGAAAGGGGUGGAGAAGUCGAAGGACGCGGGGAGUGUUUGCAAAGAAAACGUUCCGAACGCAGAACCCGGUGAGAUGAGCAAAGCCAAGGAGGUAGAAAACAUCGCUAACCGCUCUGCUCUAAAAACGGAAAACAAAUCUCUGUCGGCCUGCGGCUCCCAGGUCAAGCAGGAAUCCAGUUUGGCAAGUGUUAGUAAGGGAGAGGGAGAGGACGAGAGUAAAAGCGCAACUGGCAAGAGUAAAUCCGGAAGGUCCCAUAAACACAAAAAGAAAAAGAAGCACAAAAAGUCCGGCAAACACAAACGUAAACACAAGGAGGAAGCUGAUGAGAAAAGCCGAAAGACUGACCUGGGGGAAGAGAAACCCAAGAAACGGAAAAGACACCGGCACAGGAAAGGCAAAUCCUCUCUUUCUACCGAAUCGGAGCGGGCGCUGAAAACCGAACUGUCUGAAGACUGCGGCCACUUCCAGAAGAAAAAGCGAUGCUCGCAGGAGUCCCAGAGGAAGUCUCUGUCUGCCGAGGAGGGGAGCAGCGGUAAAAAAGAGGAUGGGGGUAACUCCUGCCAGGAGCAUGGCAGCAAAAAACACAAGGCCGAGCCGCAGCAGGUACCGGCUUCCCGGCGACGCUGUGCGGCCCCGUCCCUGGGCAGGAGUGGCCGCCGCAGCCGGCAGAGCAGCGGCGACUACGACAGCGACGAGGGCUCGCGCAGGAAGCGCUGCCGCCAGAAAUCGCCCUCGCGAUACAGCGACGACGACUACGACUCCGGCAGCGGGCGCUCCAGGAGCCGCUCGCGCUCGGGCCGCGGGGACUCCUCGGGCAGGUCCUAUUCCAGCAGCUCGGACGCGUCCUCAGAGCGCAGCCACUACAGCUGCCGCAGGAGCUACUCGGACGACAGCUACAGCGACUACAGCGACCGCUCGCGGUGCCGUUCCAAGCGGUCCCACGACUCGGAGGACGACUCCGACUACAACAGCUCGAACCACAGGUCGAAGCGACGCAAAUACUCCUCUUCCGAGGACGACUACAGCUCGAGCAGGAGCAGGUCGAGGAGCCGAAGCCGGAGCCGGACGCACCCUCGAGACAGGUCGAGGACGAGGAGCCGCGGCAGGACACGCAGCAGCAGCUGCAGCCGCAGCCGGAGCAAGAGGAGGAGCCGCAGCGUCACGGGGCGCAGCUGGAAACGGAGCCGCAGCUACAGCAGGGACCGCAGCCGCAGCACCCGGAGCCACUCGCAGAGAUCGCUUUCCCGAAAGGGCUCCCGAGGCCACGAGAGCCCCGAAGAGAGGAGAUCCGGGAGGAGAGACUUCAUCAGGUCCAAAAUCUACCGCUCGCAGUCUCCUCACUAUUUCUGGGCAGGCCGAAAUGAAGGAUCGGCGCUGAAGAAAGAGGAUGGCAAAGGGGAGGAACUGAAAGGGUCCGGCUCGCUGUCCCAAAACAGCAGCGGCGCGGGGAGGACCUCGGAAGGCGACUGCAGCCCAGAGGAGAGAAAUUCCGUCACUGCAAAACUCCUCCUGGAAAAGAUUCAGUCCAGGAAGGUUGAGAAGAAGCCCUACGUCGCCGAUGAGGUGCUGGCAGGGCCAAACAAGGUGGGCAUAAAGCUGAAAGAUCCUCCCCAGGGCUACUUUGGCCCCAAACUUCCUCCUUCCUUAGGCAACAAACCGGUUCUCCCCUUAAUUGGGAAACUACCGACCGUUCGAAAACCAAACUCCAAAAGGUACGAAGAAUCCGGCUUGGAGAGGGGCGAGGAGCAAGAGCUGUCGGAUUCAGAGGAUGCUUCCCAAGGCGUGGAGGAGGCUCAGCUGGCCGGGCAGUCUCUGCUGGAAGAUGUGGUGAUGGUGAUUCAGGACAAAGCUCUGGAUGAGCAGAAACGGGACGAACCCGCUGUGGAAAUGCCGACCGUUCCCCUGGAAGCGCCGGCGCUCCCCGAGUGCUUCGGUUCCGGAGACCUGGUCAUGCCGCACAACUUCCUCGCGGAUCGGAGCGAUGGCGACGGGCUGGAGCCCAUGGACGGGGGCAACCAACCGGUCCCAGUGGAAACCAGUAUGAUGCCCUUAGUUCCAGAUGUUGAGCACUUUUCCAGCUACGUGCCCCAGGGUGGGGAUCCGAGCAUGGAAGGCGAUCGCGAAGGAGGAGAAGACUCCUCUCUAGCGCCGCUCGAGAGCCAACCCAUCACUUUUACGCCCGAAGAAAUGGAGAAAUACAGCAAGCUGCAGCAAGCCGCUCAGCAGCACAUCCAGCAGCAGCUGCUGGCCAAGCAGGUCAAGGCUUUCCCCGCCGGGGCGGCCCUGGCGCCGGCCGCGCCGGCCCUGCAGCCCAUCCACAUCCAGCAGCCGGCGGCGGCGGCGGCCACGUCCAUCACCACGGUGCAGCACGCCAUCCUGCAGCACCACGCGGCCGCCGCCGCCGCCGCCAUCGGCAUCCACCCGCACCCGCACCCCCAGCCGCUCGCUCAGGUCCACCACAUCCCCCAGCCCCACUUAACGCCCAUUUCCUUAUCCCACUUGACCCACUCCAUCAUCCCGGGCCACCCCGCCACGUUUCUCGCCAGCCACCCCAUCCACAUCAUCCCCGCGUCCGCCAUCCACCCCGGCCCCUUCACUUUCCACCCGGUUCCUCACGCGCUCUACCCGACCCUCCUGGCCCCCAGACCCGCUGCGGCCGCCGCUGCCACCGCCUUGCACCUCCACCCUCUGCUGCACCCCAUUUUCUCAGGACAGGACUUGCAGCAUCCCCCCAGUCACGGCACAUGAAGAACGACAUUAACCCUGGAGGAAGGAGAGUAUAUUUUGCAUUUUGGGAAGUUGAUCCGGCUGGCGGGUGAGGCCUGAAGAAUUUCCUUGCGCUAUUUUGCAGCCAAAGAAGCGGAAGGCCGGAGGGCCGGGCGGGUCGGAUCAUUGUGUUCUAUCCGCUCCCAGGGACUGUCCCUUGUCCCCGAGGCCCCGCGCACUCAGCACCGCUGUCCCACCACAACCAUUUCACCCGCGGACCAGCGAGACGCUUGGAAAGGCCUUUUCCUCUUUUCCCUGGAUCCUUACGCUUGGUCACCUCCCUUCUGCCGCCUUGCAGAUGAGAAACGAGAUUUCAGGUCUUGCAAAAUCCUUUUAAUGAGGUCAUCUAAUUAAAAUAGUCAGCAUGAUUGAUUCCACCUUGUAAUCGGCCAUAGAACACUCGAUGGGCAGCUGGGGGUGCUGGCGAUGGAAGGGCCAGCACCGGUUUGCAGGCGUUACAGGAGAUUUCUUGGCACCUUCUUGCUGCAUUUUUGUUUCCUUGCUGAGCAAUGAAAGUGGGAGUAAAAUCUUAGUUUAAAGCGUGUGCCCAGCGCUCCGACCCUUCCCCACCGAGGAUGCACCGUCGGGAAAGGGAGGCGCUGGGUUAGUGGUUGGUGGUAUCACCCUGGGCUUUGACCGCUUGAGAGUGGGGCGAAAAACCAUAUAAAUCACUAACUUCCAUCUUUUAUGGUAUUGAGAGGCAAUGGGGCGAGAGAGAGCAGAAAAAUCCCUUCAGGAAUCGAAGCAAUACAGAGAAGAGUGGCCGGGGUAUGUAAAGUGUAUUAUUCUUUCCUCUGUAAUACUGAUGGUUUCCUUAAUUUAUAGGUCGUUUGUUUUUCUUUUUUUUUUUAAUGUAAAGAAUUGCACUGAACUCUGUAAACAAAGAUGCUGCUUUUUGUAGCUCAUAUAAAGAAAAAAGAAGAGGUUACAUUUGUAGUAUACCGCAAUAAUAUUUUUUACAGCCAGUUCUUUUAGUGGUACUCGUUCUGGUGGCUUCUGUGUAAAUACGUUUGCCGUAGGUGAAAUAAAACACUUGUAAAGGUUCGACUUUAUAGUUUCCGCUAGACGCAAAGUGACUAAGCAUGUAUAUUUUACCAAGCUCAUGUAUUUUUGAAGUUUUUAUGUACUAUAAAAUGUAAAAAGAAAAAAAAAAUACUAUCUCCAUUUAACAUUUUGCAGAAGAAAAACAAGUAGGUGAGGCGAGGGUUCCGGUGAUGAAGGGAACCGGCACCGCAGGAGCUCGGGCUGUUUCCCCCGGUGUAAAAUAUCCCGGGUUUUGUUCUGGUUUUUUGUUUGGUUUGUUUUCCCCUGGGUUUGAUUUGCAGGUUCACACAGUCUCCUGGUGAAGGAAAAAGCCUUUUCCCCGUAACCCUUUGCUGCUUGCAUGAAGGACGAGCUGCUUUGCGUCCCGUCCCUCGAGGUGCUUUGGGUCUGAUCCCUCAAGGUGAUUUGGGUCUUUAAUCCCUCGAGGUGCUUUGGGUCUGAUCCCUCAAUGUGGUUUGGAUCUGAGCCCUUGAGGGGCUUUGGGUCUUAGUCCCUCAAGGUGGUUUGGGUCUAACUCCUGGAGGUGGUUUGGACUUAGUCCCUCGGGGUGGUUUGGAUUUAGUCCCUCGGGGUGGUUUGGAUUUAGUCCCUCGAGAUGCUUUGGGUCUAAUCCCUUAAGGUGUUUGGGUCCGAUCUCUCAGUGCAUUUUGAGUCUUAAUCCCUCGAGGUGCUUUGGGUCUAAACCCUUGGUGUUUUGGAUCUGAUCCCUUGAGGUGCUUUGGGUCUAAACCCUUGGUGUUUUGGAUCUGAUCCCUCGAGGUGCUUUGGGUCUAAUCCCUCGAGGUGCUUUGGGUCUAAACCCUUGGUGUUCUGGAUCUGAUCACUUGAGGUGCUUUGGGUCUAAACUCUUGGUGUUUUGGAUCUGAUCCCUCGAGGUGUUUUGGAUCUGAUCCCUCGAGGUGUUUUGGAUCUGAUCCCUCGAGGUGCUUUGGAUCUGAUCCCUCGAGGUGUUUGGUUCUUUAAUCCCUCGAGGUGUUUGGUUCUUUAAUCCCUCGAGGUGUUUGGUUCUUUAAUCCCUCGAGGCGCUUUAGAUCUAAUCCCUCGAGGUGUUUGUGCCCAGCACCCAACCCCACGGAGAUUCAAACCAUCAAACGCUUGAGCUUCCUCGCUCUUCAAACUUCACGUUGGAGCAGGUUGGACUGAAACACAGCGGUCAAAAAGAAAGGGACUCAAUCUCUCUGUAAAUAAUUAACAGUAUUAACGUCUCAGUGCUUCAUGAGCUUCUCGAUGCGAUACGCAUGUUCUGGCACCUUCACACCGCCGUCAGGCCUUUGGGUUAUUAGUUUUUCCCGACUUCCAGAAUAGGCGCUAAAAAUACUUAACCUACCAUUACUUAACGAGCGUAAACAGACUGUAUUUAACUUUGUCACAUAAGAUAUAUAUAUAAAUAUAUAUAUAUGCUGUAAAAUGAAGGGGGGGGGGGACCUUUCUAAUAAACCAAUGAUUUGUGGAAAAAAAA